UCUCCGGGUCCUGCACGGUCAGCAAAGCCCACCUCACCAACCACCAACCACCAUUAUAUAUCAGCCAAUCUUCCUCUUCACAGGAAUCCUUUUCAUCCAACAAUCAUCUCUCUUCAAACCCACAUCCUUGAUUUUUCUGGGUCCUCCUUUCUUUCUCAGGAAUCGUUUUCCAGAGAUUUUAUUUAACAGGGGAAAACAUGGCUGCACCAUCCCAACCAACAAGAAUAGGCCUUGCAGGCCUGGCUGUCAUGGGCCAGAAUCUGGCCCUCAAUAUUGCAGAGAAAGGCUUCCCAAUUUCUGUUUAUAAUCGAACAACCUCUAAAGUUGAUGAGACUGUUGAAAGGGCCAAAAAGGAGGGAGACCUUCCUUUAUAUGGCUUCCAUGAUCCUGAAUCUUUUGUUCAGUCAAUCCAAAAGCCUCGUGUGAUAAUUAUGCUUGUUAAGGCUGGGUCACCUGUUGACCAAACCAUUAAGACCCUAUCUGCUUACAUGGAGAAAGGUGAUUGUAUCAUUGAUGGUGGGAACGAGUGGUAUGAGAACACUGAGAGGAGAGAAAAAGCUAUGGCAGAAUUGGGUUUGCUUUAUCUCGGAAUGGGAGUUUCAGGUGGUGAAGAGGGUGCGCGUCAUGGACCCUCUUUGAUGCCUGGAGGUUCCUUUGAGGCAUACAAGUACAUUGAAGACAUUCUUCUUAAAGUGGCAGCUCAAGUUCCUGACAGUGGUCCCUGUGUGACUUAUAUUGGUAAAGGUGGCUCUGGUAAUUUUGUCAAGAUGGUGCAUAAUGGAAUUGAAUAUGGUGAUAUGCAGCUGAUUGCAGAGGCUUAUGAUGUAUUAAAGUCAGUUGGAAAGUUGUCUAACGAGGAACUGCAAAAUGUUUUCUCAGAAUGGAACAAGGGUGAACUUCUGAGCUUCUUGAUUGAGAUUACAGCAGAUAUAUUUGGAAUUAAAGAUGACAAGGGAGAUGGAUAUUUGGUUGACAAGGUUUUGGACAAAACUGGUAUGAAGGGUACAGGUAAAUGGACUGUACAGCAAGCUGCUGAUCUAUCAGUUGCAGCUCCCACAAUUGCAUCUUCUUUGGAUGCAAGAUUCCUCAGUGGUUUGAAGGAGGAGAGAGUUGAAGCUGCUAAAGUCUUCAAAGCAGGUGGCUUUGGGGAUGUUUUAACUGACCAAGUGGUGGACAAGAAGAAGUUAGUUGAUGAUGUGAGGCAAGCUCUCUAUGCAUCCAAGAUUUGUAGUUAUGCACAGGGGAUGAAUCUGAUCCGUGCAAAGAGUAUUGAGAAAGGAUGGGACUUGAAGUUGGGAGAACUGGCUAGGAUUUGGAAGGGAGGCUGCAUUAUCCGAGCUGUGUUUUUAGACAGAAUCAAGAAAGCAUAUGAUAGGAACCCUGAUCUGGCUAACCUUCUUGUUGAUCCAGAGUUUGCAAAGGAAAUCAUUGAGCGUCAGUCUGCCUGGCGAAGGGUCGUAUGUCUUGCUAUCAAUUCUGGUAUUAGCACUCCAGGCAUGUCUUCUAGUCUUGCUUAUUUUGACACUUACCGAAGAGAAAGGUUGCCAGCUAAUUUGGUCCAAGCUCAGAGAGAUUAUUUUGGUGCUCACACAUAUGAAAGGGUUGAUGCUGAAGGAUCUUUCCACACUGAAUGGUUCAAGAUUGCAAGACAGUUGCAGAAUUAACGUGUCAUCCCAAAGUAUCUAGCUUAAAUCAAAAUUCUCAAUAAGCUUAAUAAUUUCUGCUCUUGACUCUAUGCUGGGUAGAAGUGUCUCAAAUCCUGUUUGGUCAAAAUUUAUCUCAAUCAAAUUCUUCGAAUCCAAUUUGUGUUAAGACUUUGUCUUGCUUUUGUGUGUUAUGGUUGUGCUUUGUUAGUGCUGCUGCAUUUACUUUGAGAUUAGAUUUGUAAUGCCAAAGUGAGUAGCUCUUUUUCUAGUCGAGGCACUAUUUAGCCACUUUGUGUAAUAAUACUAUUGAAAAUGUUCUGGAGCGAAAAUUCUCGUAUUGGUUA
This is a messenger RNA of Manihot esculenta (cassava), 1990 nucleotides long. Its product is annotated as 6-phosphogluconate dehydrogenase, decarboxylating 2. NCBI's taxonomy places the organism in Eukaryota, Viridiplantae, Streptophyta, Magnoliopsida, Malpighiales, Euphorbiaceae. The record is from RefSeq and is a predicted model, not a curated record. The transcript is spliced from 2 exons. Gene Ontology annotation, molecular function: NADP binding; phosphogluconate dehydrogenase (decarboxylating) activity. Bases 198 to 1664 code for a protein of 488 amino acids. Gene Ontology annotation, biological process: pentose-phosphate shunt, oxidative branch; pentose-phosphate shunt. Gene Ontology annotation, cellular component: cytosol.